AUGCCCACAAAUUACGAAUAUGAUGAGACCAGCGAGACGUGGCCGUCUUUCGUCUUGACUGGGAUCUUGAUGGCUGUAGGACCCAUGACACUGUUUCAAAUAUACCAAAUUCUCUUUGGGCCCACGGAUGAAAAUGUGAAUUCAGGGAAUCGGAAAGAGUUGAAUGAGGAAGUCUUCACGAAGGUGAAUGAAGAAUACACCAGCGAUGAAAUCAAACGGUUUAGAAAAAAGUUUGACAGGAAUAGUAAUAAGAAGUCCAAAAUAUGGAGUAAAAGGAAUAUCAUAAUUAUAUUCGGCUGGAUCUUGGUUGCAGUACUUCUGCAAAGGAUUAAUAGUAACGAUGCAAUUAAGGGUGUUGCUACAAAAUUGUUCGAUCCUUAUGAAAUAUUGGGUGUCUCAACUAGUGCCUCUGACAGAGAUAUCAAAUCCGCCUAUAGGAAAUUAUCAGUUAAGUUUCAUCCUGAUAAAUUGGCUAAAGGUUUAACACCUGAUGAAAAGAACGUGGUGGAAGAAGCUUAUGUGCAAAUUACAAAGGCUUAUGAAUCUCUGACUGACGAAUUGGUGAGACAAAAUUAUUUGAAGUACGGGCAUCCAGAUGGUCCACAGUCUACUUCGCAUGGUAUUGCUUUGCCAAGGUUCCUGGUGGAUGGAAGUGCAUCUCCACUAUUGGUGGUUUGUUAUUUUGUAUUAUUAGGUUUAAUCUUGCCAUAUUUCGUUAGUAGAUGGUGGGCGAGAACUCAAUCGUAUACUAAAAAAGGAAUCCACAAUGUGACGGCCUCUAAUUUUGUUAGCAACUUGGUCAAUUAUAAGCCAUCAGAAAUUGUUACUUUAGAUUUGAUCUUACAUUGGUUAUCUUUCGCUAAUGAAUUCAAGCAAUUCUGCCCAGGAUUACAGCCAGCAGACUUUGAAAAAUUGUUGCACGAUCAUAUCCAACGCAGAGAUAGUGGUAAACUUAAUGAAAUCAAGUUUAGGAUAGUGGCCAAAUGUCAUUCUUUACUGCAUGGGUUAUUAGAUAUUGCCUGUGGAUUUAGAAACCUGGAUAUUGCGUUGGGUGCAAUCAAUACUUUUAAAUGUAUUGUCCAAGCUGUGCCAUUAACACCGAACUCCCAAAUUCUUCAGUUGCCCAACAUAGAUAAGGAGCAUUUCAGUAAUGAAUCCAAGGAUAUCCAUACAUUGGGUAAACUAUUUACUUUAGAAGAUGCCAAAAUUGGCGAAGCUCUUGGCAUAAAGGAUCAAACAAAGUUAGACGAAACUUUGAGAGUUGCAUCAUAUAUUCCGAACUUGAAAAUCAUCAAAGCAGACUUUCUUGUUCCAGGCGAAAAUCAAGUUACACCAUUGUCUACCCCAUACAUCUCUUUAAAAGUACUCGUUCGUUCUGCUAAGCAGCCAUUGUUACCUACUAGUUUGAUUCCUGAAGAUAAACUAGUGGAAUCUCAAGAUUUUGAAUCUCAGAGAGAUCCAUUUGCAAUGAUGAGUGAACAACCAAUUGUUCCAUUCUCAUUUGCCCCAUUUUUUCCAACAAAGAGACGUGGUAGUUGGUGCUGUCUGCUGACUUCUCAAAAAGAUGGUAAAAUACUUCAAACACCAAUUAUUAUUGAAAAACUAUCCUACAAGAACUUAAAUGAUGAUAAAGACUUUUUUGACAAAAGGAUAAAACUCGACUUGACCAAAGACGAUAAGUUUGAUAUAAAUGAUUGGGAAAUUGGGACCAUAAAAAUUCCGUUGGGCCAACCUGCGCCUGAAACUGUUGGGGAUUUCUUUUUCAGAGUAAUUGUUAAAUCUACAGAUUAUUUCACCACAGAUUUGGAUAUUACUAUGAACAUGAAAGUCCGUGAUUUGCCUGUAGUAGAAGAGGAAGUAGAUAUUUAUUCUGAAGAAGAAGAAGAUGACUACUCCAGUGAUGACAAUGAAAGUGAAAGUGAUGACCAAAGUGAUGCUAGUGACUAUACUGAUAUCGACACGGAUACUGAGGCUGAAGAGGACGAAUCAACUGAAUAG
This is a messenger RNA of Saccharomyces kudriavzevii IFO 1802, 1998 nucleotides long. It is a transcript of the gene SEC63, whose product is annotated as protein-transporting protein SEC63. Bases 1 to 1998 code for a protein of 665 amino acids. The record is from RefSeq and is a predicted model, not a curated record. Gene Ontology annotation, biological process: SRP-dependent cotranslational protein targeting to membrane; post-translational protein targeting to endoplasmic reticulum membrane. Gene Ontology annotation, cellular component: Sec62/Sec63 complex. NCBI's taxonomy places the organism in Eukaryota, Fungi, Ascomycota, Saccharomycetes, Saccharomycetales, Saccharomycetaceae. Gene Ontology annotation, molecular function: RNA binding; transmembrane protein transporter activity. The transcript has a single exon.